GGUGCGUUAAGAUGGACGUCGCUGGAAUGGACGUCUGCGUGGCGACGGUGGUGUUUCCCUGAGAUGAGAAACAUAAAACUUUAUAUUUCAGAGGGAAGUGAGAGGAACAUUCUACCUGAAGACUUGAGGCAGACAGAAAUUCUAUCAAAUUAUAGUUGGUACUACUUUGCAAUGUCUGUAUGUGAAAGCCGGAGUGAGGAAAGACAAAGUGGUGGAGAACAAGAGAGAUAUCUGCAAGCCAACAAUGAGGAAUUCAACAGUAUGUUUGGAUAUCCAAACAAUACCAUCAAGACCUCAAAAUAUAAUAUCUUUAACUUCUUGCCCUUGAACCUAUUUGAACAGUUCCAGAGACUCGCCAAUGCAUAUUUUCUCAUUUUGCUAAUCCUACAGUUGAUUCCCCAAAUCUCCUCCUUGGCCUGGUACACAACUGUGAUACCUCUGAUAGUGGUACUGUCCAUAACAGCAGUGAAAGAUGCCAUCGAUGACCUGAAAAGGCACCAAAAUGACAAUCAGGUCAACAACCGUUCUGUUCUGGUCCUGAUGAAUGGCAGGAUGGAGAAGAAAAAAUGGAUGAAUAUCCAAGUGGGAGAUAUAAUAAAAUUAGAAAAUAAUCAGCCUGUCACAGCUGAUAUACUAUUACUCUCUAGCAGUGAGCCCUACAGUAUGACAUACAUAGAAACAGCAGAACUGGAUGGUGAAACCAACCUGAAAGUGAAGCAGGCCAUCCAGGUUACCAGUGAAAUGGAAAAUGACUUGAAUCAGCUUUCUGCCUUUAAUGGAGAAGUGAGGUGUGAUGCUCCCAAUAACAAGUUGGGCAGAUUCACAGGAGUACUCACUUAUAAGGGGAAAAACUACCUCCUGGACCUUGAUAAGCUGCUGCUCCGAGGAUGCAUCAUCAGGAAUACAGAUUGGUGCUAUGGCUUAGUGAUUUAUACUGGGCCAGACACCAAAUUAAUGCAGAACAGUGGAAAAUCCUCUUUUAAACGGACACACAUAGAUCAUCUCAUGAAUGUCCUUGUGCUCUGGAUUUUCCUGUUUUUAGGCUGCAUGUGUUUUAUCCUAGCAAUUGGGCAUAGCAUUUGGGAGAGCAAGAGAGGCUACUACUUCCAGGAUGUUCUGCCAUGGAAAGACUAUGUCUCUUCAUCAUUUGUCUCUGCCAUCCUCAUAUUCUGGUCCUACUUCAUUAUUCUCAACACCAUGGUGCCUAUUUCACUCUAUGUCAGUGUUGAGAUAAUAAGAUUGGGCAACAGUUUCUAUAUCAACUGCGAUCAGAAGAUGUUUUAUGCACCAAAGAACACACCAGCACAGGCUUGUACCACCACUCUUAAUGAGGAGCUCGGCCAGGUCAAAUAUGUGUUCUCAGACAAAACAGGGACCCUGACUAGGAACAUCAUGGUUUUCAACAAGUGUUCCAUCUAUGGGAGACUAUAUGGUGCUGUCUAUGACAGGUUUGGACAGAGGGUGGAAAUCUCUGAGAAAACAGAAAAGGUCAGCUUCAGCUACAACAAACUGGCUGAUCCUAAGUUUUCAUUUUAUGACAAGACGUUGGUGGAUGCAGUAAAAAGGGGAGAUCCUUGGGUGCACUUGUUUUUCCGCUCACUCGCAUUGUGUCAUACUGUCAUGGCAGAGGAGAAAGUGGAAGGUGAGCUGGUAUACCAGGCUCAGUCCCCAGAUGAAGGUGCCUUGGUUACUGCUGCCAGGAACUUUGGCUUUGUGUUGCGUUCCCGUUCGCCUGAGACAAUCACGGUAGUCGAAAUGGGAAAAACCAUAAUCUACCGCCUGCUGGCUAUUUUGGACUUCAGCAAUGUGCGCAAGAGGAUGUCUGUUAUUGUGAAGACACCUGAAGAUCGGAUAAUGUUGUUCUGCAAGGGAGCAGACACCAUCCUUUGUCAGCUGCUUCUUCCAUCCUGUACACCCCUCAGAGAUGUGACCAUGGAACAUUUAGAUGAAUUUGCCAGUGAAGGCCUUCGCACCCUUGUCGUGGCCUACCGAGAACUGGACAAGUCGUUCUUCCGUGCCUGGUACAGGAAACACAGUGAAAUCUGCUUUUGUUUGGAGGAUCGGGAAAGUAAAAUAUCAAGUAUCUAUGAAGAGGUCGAAAAAGACUUGAUGCUCUUAGGGGCCACAGCCAUAGAAGAUAAGCUGCAAGAUGAAGUACCUCAGACCAUCAAAACGCUGAACAAAGCCAAAAUUAAAAUCUGGGUUUUAACUGGAGAUAAGCAAGAGACUGCUGUGAACAUUGCCUAUGCCUGUAACCUAUUUGAGGAUGAAAUGGAUGGGCUGCUUUACGUGGAAGGCAAGGAUGAUGAGACUGUUGAAAAAGAACUCAGGUCAGCGUUGUACAAGAUGAAACCUGAGUCUCUACUGGAUUCAGACCCAAUAAACAGUUACCUUGCUACGAAGCCCAAAAUGCCCUUCAGGAUACCUGAGGAGGAGCCCAGUGGCAACUAUGGCUUGAUCAUCCAUGGCUACAGUCUGGCCUGUGCUCUAGAAGGGAACCUGGAGUUGGAACUGCUGCGAGCAGCAUGCAUGUGCAAGGGGGUGAUCUGCUGCCGGAUGACACCCCUUCAGAAGGCCCAGGUGGUGGAGCUGGUGAAGAAGUACAAGAAGGUGGUGACACUGGCCAUCGGGGAUGGGGCCAAUGACGUCAGCAUGAUCAAAGCUGCCCACAUUGGGGUCGGUAUCAGUGGCCAGGAGGGAAUGCAGGCCGUGCUCAACAGCGACUUCACCUUCUCCCAGUUCCACUACCUCCAGCGUCUACUCUUGGUCCACGGCCGCUGGUCCUAUAAUCGCAUGUGCAAGUUUCUCAGCUACUUCUUUUACAAAAACUUUACCUUCACUCUGCUGCACUUCUGGUAUUCCUUCUACAACGGGUUCUCUGCACAGACAGUUUAUGAUACCUGGUUUAUCACUUUCUACAACCUGGUCUACACCUGCCUCCCUGUCUUGGGCUUGAGUCUAUUUGAGCAGGAUGUGAAUGAAACAUGGAGCCUACGCUUCCCAGAGCUGUAUGAGCCAGGCCAACUCAACCUCUAUUUCAACAAGAAGGAAUUUUUGAAGUGUUUAGUACAUGGGAUCUACAGUUCCUUCGUGCUGUUCUUUAUACCUAUGGGUACCAUUUUCAACUCAGUGCGCAGUGAUGGGAAGGAAAUCUCUGACUACCAAUCCUUCUCCCUGAUAGUGCAGACCUCCUUGCUUUGGGUGGUCACAAUGCAGAUUGCCCUGGAGACAACCUACUGGACGAUGAUAAACCACUUAUUCACCUGGGGUAGCCUGGGUUUCUACUUUUGCAUCUUACUCUUCCUGUACAGUGAUGAUGGCUUGUGUGUAAUAUUACCCAAUAUCUUCCAAUUCCUAGGUGUGGCAAAGAACACUCUGAAUGUGCCACAACUGUGGCUGAGUAUUGUCCUCAGCGUGGUCCUCUGUGUGUUGCCAGCCCUUGGGUACCAGUUUCUCAAACCACUAUUAUGGCCCUUAAGUGUGGAUAAGGUUUUUGACACAAUUCAUGGCUUGAGACAUCCACUGACAUACCCAGUCCGGAGUAAACUGAAAAUGACAGGCUCUCGACGUUCUGCCUACGCAUUCUCCCAUAAACAGGGCUUUGGGCCCCUCAUCACUUCUGGCAUGUUUAUGAAGUCCAAGUGGCCCAGGAAAAACAUUGCUCAUAAAAAGUAGAGAGCUUUAGGGAAACCCCAAAGGAAUCAGUCAUUGCUCUUCCUCCCUUGUUUUCACCUAACUUAGUAAGGAGGGCUUAGUUACCCUGGGAAAGAAGCAUAAACCUGCGCCUCCACUCUCACUCCAGGGCUCAGCCUCUUCAUUCCCUAGCAGGCUGUGCCCAGGUAAGGCAAAGAAAUGUAAAGAAAGAGCCCCCAGAUAUCCGUCAGAGUUGCAGCAUUUCAAGAAAAAAGUGACUUUAGGCCUCCCUUCUAUCAACCCUUCUAAGUUUUAGUCCAGACAAGCAAAUGUGGAAGUAGUGGGCAAAAAGGGGCAGUGUGAGGAAGGGAAGAAAAAAAAUAGAACCUAAGAACCUGACUCGGGGUCCUGUUUUCCAUACUCAGAACAACCAUUAAUCUUGCUAGAGCCCCACACAAACAGUCCCAUUCAGGCACCCUGCUCAGGUUUGUCUGGGGGAUUUAGGAAGAGUCUUUUAUUGGCCUUGGGUAGCAAAAGGAGGAGACAUCUGUGAAAAUAAUGGUCAUAAGAAGCUGAAGGAGAGUAUCUGGACCAAAAGAAAAGAAGUGGUUCUUGCCUU
Molecule: messenger RNA, 4252 nt
Organism: Myotis brandtii (Brandt's bat)
Lineage: Eukaryota; Metazoa; Chordata; Mammalia; Chiroptera; Vespertilionidae
Product: phospholipid-transporting ATPase FetA
Exons: 30
Coding region: 64-3675 (1203 amino acids)
Biological process (GO): Golgi organization; phospholipid translocation
Cellular component (GO): plasma membrane
Molecular function (GO): ATP binding; ATP hydrolysis activity; magnesium ion binding
Source: RefSeq, a predicted model, not a curated record